This is a messenger RNA of Fulmarus glacialis (Northern fulmar), 1716 nucleotides long. RefSeq names its product G protein-coupled receptor kinase 6 (gene GRK6). Lineage: Eukaryota; Metazoa; Chordata; Aves; Procellariiformes; Procellariidae. The coding region runs from base 85 to 1716 and encodes 543 amino acids. Gene Ontology annotation, cellular component: cytoplasm; plasma membrane. The transcript has 16 exons. Gene Ontology annotation, biological process: protein phosphorylation; signal transduction; regulation of signal transduction. The record is from RefSeq and is a predicted model, not a curated record. Gene Ontology annotation, molecular function: ATP binding; G protein-coupled receptor kinase activity.
CAGUCCCUCCUGGCCCACGGUGUGCAGCUGGCCAGACCAAGUGGUGGCGGAAACCGGAAAGGCAAGAGUAAGAAAUGGCGCCAGAUGCUGCAGUUCCCCCACAUCAGCCUCUGCGAGGAUCUUCGACAAACCCUCGAGCGGGACUACCACAGCCUGUGUGAGAAGCAGCCCAUUGGGCACAUGCUCUUUCGGCAGUUCUGCGAGACACGACCUGAGCUGUCACGCUGCGUCAAGUUCCUGGAUGCCGUGGCAGGGUACGAAGUGGCUCCAGAUGAGAAGCGGAAGGAAUGUGGGCAGCACCUGAUUGAAAAGUACUUGAAGCCAAACAGUGAGGACCAUGUGCCUGAAGUCCCCUCGCAGCUGGUGGAUGCCUGUUGUGAGAGGCUGGAGCAGGAACCUUCCAAGGAGCUCUUCAAGGAAUCCACUAAGCUUAUCCACGACUACCUGAGCGUGGCUCCCUUUGCUGACUACCUCGACAGCUUGUACUUCAACCGCUUCCUGCAGUGGAAAUGGCUGGAACGGCAGCCAGUGACCAAAAACACUUUCCGCCAGUACCGUGUGCUGGGCAAGGGCGGUUUUGGGGAGGUUUGUGCCUGCCAAGUGCGUGCCACGGGGAAGAUGUACGCCUGCAAGAAACUGGAGAAGAAACGGAUCAAAAAGCGGAAAGGAGAGGCCAUGGCCCUGAAUGAGAAACAGAUCCUCGAAAAAGUGAACAGUAGGUUUGUAGUGAGCUUAGCCUAUGCAUAUGAAACUAAAGAUGCUCUCUGCCUAGUGCUGACCCUCAUGAAUGGAGGGGACCUCAAGUUCCAUAUCUACCACAUGGGAGAGGCUGGCUUCGAGGAGCCCCGAGCAGCUUUCUAUGCUGCCGAGAUCUGCUGUGGCCUCGAGGACUUGCACCAGGAGAGGAUAGUGUACAGGGACCUGAAGCCAGAGAACAUAUUGCUGGAUGACCAUGGUCACAUCCGUAUCUCAGACCUGGGGCUAGCUGUGCACGUGCCGGAGGGCCAAACAAUCAAGGGCCGGGUGGGGACAGUUGGCUACAUGGCUCCGGAGGUGGUGAAGAACGAGCGCUACACGUUCAGCCCAGACUGGUGGGCUCUGGGCUGCCUUGUGUACGAGAUGAUCGAGGGACAGUCCCCCUUCCAGCAGCGCAAGAAGAAGAUCAAGCGGGAGGAGGUGGAGCGGUUGGUGAAGGAAGUGCAGGAGGAGUACUCGGAGAAGUUCUCGCCCUGCGCCCGUUCCCUCUGCACCAUGCUCCUGUGCAAAGACCCUCUGGAGCGCCUGGGGUGCCGCGGAGCUGGGGCCAAGGAAGUGAAGGAGCACCCUCUCUUCAAGCACCUCAACUUCAGGAGGCUGGAAGCAGGCAUGCUGGACCCCCCCUUCAAACCAGAUCCCCAGGCCAUCUACUGCAAGGAUGUUCUGGACAUUGAGCAGUUCUCCACAGUGAAAGGGGUGGAGCUGGAGCCCACGGACAAUGACUUCUACCAGAAGUUUGCUACAGGAAGUGUGCCUAUUCCUUGGCAGAAUGAGAUGAUCGAGACGGAGUGUUUUAAGGAGCUGAAUGUCUUUAGCACAGAUGGCACGGUGCCCCCAGACCUGGACUGGAAAGGGCAGCCUUCUCCACAGCCCAAAAAAGGGUUACUCCAGCGCUUAUUCAGCAGACAGGACUGUUGUGGAAACUGCAGCGACAGCGAGGAAGAGCCCACCCGGCUGUAG